AUGUAUCCUCAGUCAGUCCAUGUUUAUCUAUCUAUCUAUCUAUCUAUCUAUCUAUCUAUCUAUCUAUCUAUAACAGACAUUCAUUUGUCUCUCCUCUCUCUCUCUCUCUCUCUAGUGAACGUAAUGUAUCCUCAGUCAGUCCAUUUUUCUCUCUAUCUAUCUAUCUAUCUAUCUAUCUAUCUAUCUAUCUACAUUCAUUUUCAUUUGUCUCUCUCCCUCUCUCUCUCUCUGCCGAGUGAACGUAAUGUAUCCUCAGUCAGUCCAUGUUUAUCUAUCUAUCUAUCUAUCUAUCUAUCUAUCUAUAACAGACAUUCAUUUGUCUCUCUCCCUCUCUCUCUCUCUCUGCCGAGUGAACGUAAUGUAUCCUCAGUCAGUCCAUGUUUAUCUAUCUAUCUAUCUAUCUAUCUAUCUAUCUAUCUAUCUAUCUAUCUCUCUCUCUCUCUGACAUUCAUUUGUCUCUCUCUCUCUCUCUCUCUCUCUGCUAUCUAUAACAGUUCAUUUGACGUCUCUCUGUAUCCUCAGUCAGUCCAUGUUUAUCUAUCUAUCUAUCUAUCUAUCUAUCUAUCUAUCUAUCUCUAA
This is a messenger RNA of Acanthosepion pharaonis, 579 nucleotides long. Lineage: Eukaryota; Metazoa; Mollusca; Cephalopoda; Sepiida; Sepiidae. The record is from the annotation of a GenBank genome assembly.